UGGUAGGUUACUGUAAAUGUAACAUUUUACAUUUGGCCUUGGACUGUAAUAUUUAAUUAGCCUUUAUUAUGUUACUUUUAGCUGUUUAAACAAGUUUAUGCGGCUUGUAAAAGGUGCAUUAAUGUUACUACAUUUAAAAAUUUGUUUCCAUUGAUUCCGAAUAUUAAAUCAGUCAAUUUAAUUUCAAAUCUUUAACAAUACUGAUGUCAAAACUGACAGUUUUUUUAAAAAUUAUCAUCUAAUUCUGUUUGAUUCACUAUUUAUAAAUUGUUGAUAAAUUAAUGUUGAGCUUUUAUUAAUUUGUACAAUGAAAUUUAUCUUUGAUAGAUGGCGAUGAAAGAAAAAGACGAUAAAAUCGAGGUGUUCUAUUUUUAUUUGGUUUUCCCUCCCCACCAUAUACCAGUUUCUUAGAGACAGCAACCAACUCACUGGUUUCCUGUAUUUAGUAGUUCUUGUUAUGGUGGGUAAGCUGUUAAGAUUGAAUAUGACUGAUGAUUUGAAACUAGUUGUACCUCAUUAUUCGGAUUUUGUUUUCGACCAGAACCAUAUUAAAGAUGAUGCUCGUCGUUUGAUGGAGAAAUUGCGUCCCCAUUGGGAUGCAUCAACAAUUGAAAUUAAACAGUUUACUGAAGGUAUUACCAACUGGCUCAUUGGUUGUUUUCCUCUCGAUUUUGAUUCUGAUAAAAGUGAGAAGGAUGAUGUGGUACUUAUUCGAGUUUAUGGUCGUAAAACGGAAUUAUUUAUUGAUCGCCAAAAAGAAAUUGCUAAUAUGUUGUUAAUGUAUCAAAAUGGACUGAGUCCGCCCGUCUUUUGUUCUUUUGCCAAUGGUAUGGCUUAUGGUUAUUCUGCCGGCAAAGUUGUCGAUAGUACUAUGGUUCGACAGGAAUAUAUUUAUAAUUUAAUUUGUCAUCAAAUGGUCAAGAUGCACUCGAUUUCCUACAAAAAGCAGUCUAUCACUUUACCAAUUUGUGAUUCAUCCAAUAACGACGAUAACAAUAAUAAUAGUGGUGAGAUGAAAAAUGAAGCAAAAGCUUGCCUUAGCCGUUUAUUCAACAAAUAUUUAACUUUAAUUGCUGAAUCAAUUACCCCCGAUGAUCCAGUGAGUGUUUUUUUAAACAACGAAGGUAUAACCCUUGAUGAUCUCACGAAAGAGGCUGAUUAUUUGGUGGAAAAUUUGUCGAAACUUGGAUCUCCAUUGGUUUUCUGUCACAAUGAUCUCUUGCUCAACAACAUUAUCUACGAUGAACGUAAACCAUCUAUCAGUUUCAUCGAUUUUGAGUAUGCUGAUAUAAAUUACCAAGCCUUUGAUAUUGCUAAUCAUUUCAACGAGUUUUCUGGAGUGGAUGAAUAUAUACCCGAAAUGUAUCCUAGCAAAGAGUUUCAAUUGAAAUGGUUAUCCUGUUACUUAAAACAUUGGAAUCAGUUAGUCGAAUCAGAUGAAGGUGAUAUUCAUGUUAAUAGACAAUUUGACCUGAGAGUCGAAGAUUUAUACGUUCAAGUUUCAAAGUUUUCACUGGCAUCUAACCUUCUUUGGGGUAUUUGGGCACUUCUCCAAACAAUCCAUUCAACAAUUGACUUUAAUUUCUUCGCUUAUGGAGUUCCUAGAAUAAGAGAGUAUUUUAAAAGAAAACACUCUUUGCUCAGUCUCUCAUCGCCUAUCAAAAAACACGUUUCAUAAUGAAUUGCAAGCAACUACAUUCCUUCACUUUUUAAAUAUUCCAGGAGAUCAAUUAUAUGGAUGAAAUUCAACUUGAUUUUAAGCAGUCGCGCCAUCAAAUGGAGCAAUUUAAUUUUUCUGGAUCGACUAUCGAAUAUUCUAGCGGCGUAUGUUUAUACAUAUUUUUGUUCAUCAAAUAAACCAAGAUUUUAGCA
Molecule: messenger RNA, 1872 nt
Organism: Tetranychus urticae (two-spotted spider mite)
Lineage: Eukaryota; Metazoa; Arthropoda; Arachnida; Trombidiformes; Tetranychidae
Product: ethanolamine kinase 1
Biological process (GO): phosphatidylethanolamine biosynthetic process
Cellular component (GO): cytoplasm
Molecular function (GO): ethanolamine kinase activity
Source: RefSeq, a predicted model, not a curated record